Truncatella angustata is the source of this 455-nucleotide messenger RNA. RefSeq lists its product as uncharacterized. The record is from RefSeq and is a predicted model, not a curated record. The transcript has a single exon. The coding region runs from base 154 to 420 and encodes 88 amino acids. Lineage: Eukaryota; Fungi; Ascomycota; Sordariomycetes; Amphisphaeriales; Sporocadaceae.
UGACAACACUGGGCAAGUUCCGAUGCAGCUGUAGAGCCCUUGGCAAGUGUUAGAUCAGUCCGGGGAAGUUCCCAUCAUCACCGCCGCGAGUCAGCCUAGGUUAGUACUUUGUCUUCGGAUCAGUACACUGCGCCUAAGCCUUGACAAGAUGAUAUGCGCAUAUUGCCUAUGCAACACAGACUAUCGUCUCAACUGAUCUGCGCAAUGGUAACUCUAGCUCAGGUUAAGAAUAUUUUCGCGCAGCACAUGUUCAAUGAUCUAUGCACCCUGGUGGUCAAUGGGGGGCCGAUAAAAGCAAUUCACGACGAAGGUCAAGCAGAGAUAGUACGUCAGUUAUGGCUGCCGUUGCCAGAGGGUGGAGACAACAUCAUGCGACCAUCACUACACUGCAUGGUGGUCCAAUCGUUUGUGCUAACUUAGCUGUCUACGUUGUGCCAGCUGCAGUGGAACAACAG